This is a messenger RNA of Dioscorea cayenensis subsp. rotundata (Guinea yam), 1011 nucleotides long. Its product is annotated as thioredoxin-like 1-1, chloroplastic. The transcript has 4 exons. The record is from RefSeq and is a predicted model, not a curated record. NCBI's taxonomy places the organism in Eukaryota, Viridiplantae, Streptophyta, Magnoliopsida, Dioscoreales, Dioscoreaceae. Gene Ontology annotation, biological process: cell redox homeostasis. Bases 176 to 874 code for a protein of 232 amino acids.
GAAAGCAAAGCAGGGGAGAUGAAUGGGACCACCUUUUCUUGGAAAACCAAGUGGAUAAACUUUUAAAAAAAUUCACUUCUUUUCUCUCUAUAUCACUAUAUCUUUUCCUCCUUGAUCCCUUCUUCUUCUUCUUCCUCCUCCUCUUCUUCUUCUUCAUUCUUCAUUGAAUCAAUCAAUGGCUGUUUCUCUGAGGCCUGGAAUGAGUCUUUCUGGUUCUUGUUAUGACAAUGGUUUGGAAACCCAGAAAAAAUCUUCUGUUUUUCCUUUGGAUCAAUCCAUGGCUUUGAAGACUGAGCUUAAAGGAAGACAAGUUGCAGUUAUUGAUGACAGAAACCAAAAUCAGAGGAAAAUGUCUAUUUGUGUUCCAAGAGUUCUAAGAUGGUGGGAGAAAACUACAUCAUCAAACAUGAUAGAGAUAAAGUGUGCACAAGAACUUGUUGAUGCAUUGAUUAAUGCAGGUGAUAAGCUUGUGAUUGUUGAUUUCUAUUCUCCUGGUUGUGGUGGUUGCAAAGCAUUACAUCCAAAGAUAUGUCAAAUAGCAGAGUUAAAUCCAAAUGCUCAGUUCCUGAAAGUGAACUAUGAGGAACUGAAACCAAUGUGCCAUAAACUCCACAUCCAUGUACUCCCUUUCUUCAGAUUCUACAGAGGAUCUCAAGGACUUGUUUGCAGUUUCAGCUGCACUAAUGCAACUAUAAACAAGUUCAAGAAUGCAUUGGCAAAGCAUGGAAAAGAUCAAAGUAGCAGUAGCAGUAGCAGUAGCAGUAGCAGUAGCAGUAUUGGACCUGCAAAAGGGUUGGAAAUAAAAGAGUUGUUGAGCUUGGCUUCAAGUGGAGAGAUUGAUCAAUUGAGUUACUCUUUGAGUUCAUCAAUGUAGUUCAUAUUUGUUUUUCAAUUUGAUUUUUCAGAUAGAUUGCUUCAGAACAGGGUGUGUAACUUUUUUCUAUUAUUAUUAAAUAAUGGAAGGGAAUCACCCUGUGAUUGAAUAAACAAACAUUUUUGUUACUAUUUUCU